Messenger RNA from Meriones unguiculatus (Mongolian gerbil), 8480 nucleotides. It is a transcript of the gene Ttc3, whose product is annotated as tetratricopeptide repeat domain 3. The transcript has 46 exons. Bases 1326 to 7277 code for a protein of 1983 amino acids. The record is from RefSeq and is a predicted model, not a curated record. Gene Ontology annotation, molecular function: protein binding; ubiquitin-protein transferase activity. Gene Ontology annotation, biological process: ubiquitin-dependent protein catabolic process. Lineage: Eukaryota; Metazoa; Chordata; Mammalia; Rodentia; Muridae.
AAAUAAGUUUAAAAUUAAGCCAUAGGUUAAGUCAUUCUAUAGGAAAUACUAAUUAACUGUACACAUGUUGAGUUUGUUACAGUUUAUUCUCUAGACCAGAGUGAUGUGACAUAAAUAGACCUGUGAUGGUCGAUCAAACAGUGUGAAGACUGCCUUCAGUGAUGUGGGCAUGGUGCUCCAAGCUUACAGAGAACAGGCUCAGAGGUCAGCUCAGUGCAUUAGGAUGACAGGCAUGGCUUCCUGAGCUGAGGGGAACUGAUGGCAUCAUGUGGUUGUGGGAUAGGUUGCUAAGGAAUGACCAACAGCCAAGUGUCCUGGAGUGGGGUUACCAGGCCAUGUCGGCCUAUUGUAGGGAUAGAGUGUAAUUUUGACGCUGAAGAGAGGCUGUGAGUGGAUUUAAUCAGUGAUAGGCUGAGGAAUAGGCUCAGUUUCAGAGGAUGCUGAAGGGCAGGCAAAAAGAUGACAGUAUGACUUUGGCAUGAAGUACUUGUGUGGUUCAUUCAGAUAGUUUUUUGUUUGUUUUUAUUUUUAGGGGAGUAGUAUAGAGGCAAGUUGGGAAUGUUUAAGGAGAGUGGGGAGUCAGUGUUGACCUCCUUUUUGGUUUUCUUCACAUGUUUAGUUUGGAUAACCAUUUGGCAUUUAGAGCAAUUAAUUGAUAAAGAGUAUACAGAAAGAGGAAAUAACUUAUUUUGAGAGUUAUUUUGAGCUUACUUUGAGAGUUCUUGAACUCUCUGAAUUUGAAGGACUGGGGACGUUUUGGUUAAGAUGUAGUAGCAAUUAACAUGGAAGUUCCAGAAAUUGAGUGUUGUGGCCCAUCCUGGAGAGAUUUGGAAUCUUCAGCAUUUGGAAAUUUAAAAUCCAGCGUUUCCUAAAAUAGUACCACCUGAGCUAAUUUAAAUGGUGCAUAGAUGAACAUCUGAAAGGAUUCAAUAGUAAUUUAAUGUGAAAAACGUGUAUACCAAACCUGUGGUAUCAUGGACAUUAUCGUUUAGGCUAAGUAAACUGCAUGAAAAGGAAAUAUUAAGUAAAAAUUCCUACAGUAAAUGGAAAUGGCAAAAACCAUGGUGAAGCUGUGCAAAAUGAUGAAAAGUUCAGAAAGUGUUGUUUCGAGCCAUGAGUGUGGUGGGUAAGGUCACUCAGAGAGUAAGAGUGAAAAGAGAAGAGAGUUGACAUAUGGGUGGUGGGGAAUGCAGAAGAGGAACCCAUGAAGGAGACUGAGGAAGAGCAGCCAGCCGAAUAGGAGGAGAUCCAGAAGAUGGUCUGUGGAGUUCAUAAGAAGAGUUCUCAGGAGGAGGAAGUGGUCCACAGUGUCAAGAAGGUGCAGCAUGGAUGACUCUGCUGAGGAAAGCCUCAGCUUUGAAGACGAUGUCUUACUGCAGGAUGACCCUUUUGAGGACAGCUGUAUCUGUGUUCCUGAUGUAACCAGUGAGGACUAUGUCCGAGUGACCCAGCUUUACUACGAUGGCGUGGGUAUGCAAUAUAAAGAUUAUGCCCAAAGUGAGAAAAAUUUAGAAUAUGACAUCUGCAAUAUAUGGUGCAGCAAGCCACUGUCUAUCUUACAAGAUUACUGUGAUACUAUUAAGCUGUACAUCUUCUGGCCACUUCUUUUUCAACAUCAGCACAGUUCUGUAAUAUCGAGAUUGCAUCCCUGUGUAGAAGCCAUCCGUUCUCGUGCUGCUGAGAUAAGUUUGAAGAAAUUACAGCAUCUUGAGUUGAUGGAAGACAUUGUGGAUUUGGCAAAGAAAGUUGCAAAUGAUUCAUUCCUUAUUGAAGGCUUAUUGAGAAUUGGCUAUAAAAUAGAAAAUAAAAUCUUGGCAAUGGAAGAAGCUUUAAAUUGGAUAAAAUACACGGGUGAUGUAACGAUUCUACCGAAAUUAGGAUCAGUUGACAGUUGCUGGCCCAUGUUAAGUAUUUUCUUUACUGAAUAUAAGUAUCAUAUUACUAAGGUUGUAACUGAAAACUGCAACUUACUUGAAGAAUUUAGAAGGCACAGUUGUAUGCAGUGUGUGAAGCAAGGAGAACUGAUGAAAAUGAGAGGAAACGACGAGUUUUCCAAACAAAAAUUUGAAUUAGCUGUCAUUUAUUACACCAGAGCCAUUGAAUAUAGACCUGAAAACCAUCUUCUUUAUGGUAACCGAGCUCUCUGUUUUCUUCGUAUGGGACAGUUUCGAAAUGCACUUAGUGAUGGAAAGAGGGCCAUUGUUUUGAAGAACACCUGGCCAAAGGGUCAUUAUCGUUAUUGUGAUGCUCUUUCUAUGCUGGGGGAAUAUGACUGGGCCCUGCAAGCAAACAUAAAAGCUCAAAAACUCUGUAAAAAUGACCCUGAGGGAAUCAAGGAUCUAAUUCAGCAGCAUGUAAAGUUACAAAAACAAAUAGAAGACCUCCAAGGUCGGACAUCAAAUAAGAAUCCAAUUAAAGCUUUCUAUGAAAGCAGGGCUUACAUACCUAGAAACUCAUCAGCUCCUGCCUUUAGAACAUCACUUAACUUUGUGGAAACAGAAAGAGGUUACAGGAAAACUAAGUACAGAAUGGCAAAUGGUGGCCAUCAGAAUCUAAAGGUGGCAGAUGAGGCUUUGAAGGGAGACGAUUGUGACUGUCAUCCUGAAUUUCUGCCACCUCCAAGUCAGCCUCCAAAACAUAAAGGAAAACAAAAAUCACGAAGCAAUGAAUCAGAAAAGCCCAGUUCUAAUGCACAAGCGACUUUACCAGUAGAUUUGAAAAGCAUUUUGGAGAAACAGUUUUCAAAAUCUUCCAGAGCUAUACACCAGGAUUUUGCUAACAUCAUGAAAAUGUUAAGAAGCCUAAUUCAGGAUGGCUAUACGGCCUUGUUAGAGCAGCGUUGCCGCAGUGCCGCACAGGCCUUCACAGAGUUGCUGAACGGCUUAGAUCCUCAGAAAAUAAAGCAAUUGAACCUGGCCAUGAUUAACUAUGUGUUAGUGGUCUAUGGACUUGCCGUUUCUCUCCUUGGAAUAGGACGACCUGAGGAGCUGUCUGAAGCUGAAAACCAGUUCAAGAGGAUCAUUGAAUACUAUCCCAACGAGGGGCUUGACUGCUUGGCCUACUGUGGAAUAGGGAAAGUGUAUUUGAAGAAAAACAGAUUUCUCGAAGCUCUCAAUCACUUUGAAAAAGCAAAGACUUUGAUUUAUCGUCUCCCUGGAAUUCUAACUUGGCCCACAAGUAAUGUCAUUAUUGAAGAAUCUAAGCCAGAAAAAAUCCAGGUGAUGUUAGAGAAGUUUGUUGAAGAAUGCAAGUUUCCCCCAGUGCCAGAUGCUGUUUGUUGCUAUCCGAAGUGCCGUGGAUAUUCCAAAAUUCAGAUAUACCUAACUGAUCCAGAUUUUAAGGGUUUUAUACGAAUUAGCUGUUGCCAAUACUGUAAAGUAGAAUUUCACAUCAACUGCUGGAAAAAGUUAAAAGCAACAACUUUUAAUGAUAAAAUUGACAAGGAUUUUCUACAAGGACUUUGUCUCACCCCUGACUGUGAGGGAAUCAUUUCUAAGAUUAUCAUCUUCAGCAGUGGUGGACAAGUUAAGUGUGAAUUCGAACACAAGGUCAUAAAGGAAAAGGCUCCUUCAAGACCUGUUCUGAAGCAGAAAUGUUCCAGCCUAGAGAAAUUAAGACUGAAAGAAGAAAAAAAAUUGAAGAGAAAGAUCCAGAAACAAGAAGCAAAAAAAUUAGCACAAGAAAGAAUGCAAGAGGACUUAAAAGAAAGUAAUUUACCCAAAAUUGAAGAGCCAGAAGAAACUGUAGACACUGCUCAGAGCUGUCAGUUUCUUGAUGACAGAAUCCUGCAGUGCAUAAAGCAGAACGCCGACAGGAUUAAAGCUGGAGUAUUGAACACUUCUCCGCUUCUCAAAGAGCUGCUCUCCUGGAAGGUCCUGAGCACAGAAGACUACACAGCGUGUUUCUCCAGCAAGAAUUUCCUCCGUGAAGCUGUGGACUAUGUUAUCCAGCACUUGGUCCAAGAAAAGAGCAGAGUGCAGACACGAAUAUUUCUGCAUGUUUUGAGUGAACUUAAAGAGGUAGAUCCCAAGUUGGCUCCCUGGAUCCAGAGACUUAACAGUUUUGGCUUAGAUGCCACGGGACCGUUUUUUACUCGAUACGGAGCAUCUCUCAAGGAGCUUGAUUUUAGCGUCUUGACUAUCCUCUGGAAUGAGAAAUACGGUCAUAAGCUGGGUUCUAUAGAAGGAAAGCCUCUUGAUUUCUUCUGCGAACCGGCAUCAGCAACUGAAGCACGCUGUCUGAUCUGGCUGCUGGAAACGCACAGGGACAGGUUCCCAGCCCUGCACAGUGCCCUGGAUGACUUCUUUGAUGUAAUGGAUAGCCGAUGCACCAUAUUAAGGAAACAGGACAGUGAUGAAAUGCCGUUUGGUUGUAUCAAGGUAAAAAACAAAGGCAAGAAAAAGAAGCCAAAAGAUUCAAAGCCAAUGCUAGUGGGGUCUGGAGCAGCAUCAGUAGCAGCAAGUCCUGACACCGCCACUCCAGAAGAUCAGAACAGGCGCAAUUCAGAUUCUGCAGGCCCAUUUGCAGUGCCUGACCACCUUCGGCAAGAUGUGGAAGAAUUUGAAGCUCUCUAUGACCAGCACAACAGCGAGUAUGUCGUCCGCAAUAAGAAGCUGUGGGACAUUAACCCCAAACAGAAGUGUUCGACUCUGUAUGAUUACUUCUCUCAGUUGCUGGAAGAGCACGGCCCCUUGGAUAUGAGUGACAGAAUGUUCUCUGAGGAGUAUGAGUUCUUCCCUGAAGAAACUCGACAGAUACUAGAGAAGGCGGGAGGGCUGAAGUCUUUCCUCCUGGGGUGUCCUCGGUUUGUGGUGAUUGACAACUGCAUUGCAUUGAAAAAAGUUGCCUCACGACUCAAGAAAAAAAGGAGGAAGAAAAACAUGAAAACUAAAGUUGAAGAAAUGUCAAAAACAGGAGAAUAUUUACGCAUUAACCUACCACUAAAUCCAAGCGCUAGAGAAUUUAAGCCAGAUGUGAAGUCUGCAGCAGUGCCUGAGGACAUUCAGUCCGCAGCAGGACCCGCUGAGGAGUCUCCACAGCCAGCUGUGAAGCCGCAGCUGGACUCUGAUAGCUCCUCUGGGUCUGCUUCCGAGGACAGCAGGCUGGAAGUGGCGUCUCCUGACUCUGCCACACCCCUCUAUGAGGACGCGCCUCCUGGGCCAGCUGCUUCUUCCCCCACACCAGCUGCUGAAGAUGCCAAACCAGCCUACUGGACUCAGUCACGCGUGCUCACAGGGUUCUGCACAUACCUCCCUCUUCAAGGAUUUGACAUCACCCCGUCGCGGCCGGCAUACAUUAACAUGGUUCCCAACCUGUCCCAGUUCGCUGGCAUUUACACACCCCUGGCCAGCAUUUCUGCUGAGUACCCCGUGCAGAGGUCCAUGCCAGUGAUGCCAUCUUUUGCCUCGGGCGACAGGGCAGAUAACAGUGCCACUGCAUAUUUUGAAAGUCGCAAUCUGAAUACUGAGAAUGACUCUGGUGAGCAGACUGCCUCUGACACACAGAUGCCUGAGAGUUCUUUGGGAAUGUGUGCUAAGCCCCAGGACAGGCCAGCUGGUGCUGACAGCGCUCUGAGUGAGCCCGAAAGGAACAGCAGCAGUGGUAGGGGCUUUGACACCGCGCGGGAAGCCUCUCCAGCAGGUGUCAGUGGAGUAGCACGCGCUCCUCACACACUAGCUGUGGGCACACAGGCAUCUAGGAGCGUGAUUCAUCGGGAAGUUAAUACUGAGCCAUAUGAACCUUUUGAAACACAACAGGGAGCCCUUUCCCGGGUUGAAAAGGAGUGUUGCCUGUUAAAAGAGCGGCUGAAGGCGGCGUGUGCAAGCUGUGAGCAGACUGAGCGCAGGAGUGCAGAGGAGCCCCGGGACCUGGAAGAGAAGCUGAGGAGGCAUGGGGAAGAAAGCAAGAUCUCAAAGACAGAAUUAGACUGGUUUCUUCAAGAUUUGGACAGAGAAAUUAAAAAGUGGCAACAAGAGAAAAAGGAAAUCCAAGAAAGAUUAAAAGCCCUGAAGAAAAAAAUUAAAAAGAUUGUAAAUACCAGUGAAAUGUAUGCCCAGAAAAAUGAUGGAUUAGAUAAGGAAUGUGAAUCACAUCUGGACCAGUCCCUUGGAAUCAGUAGUGCACUCACAAAUGAGAAGAUGAAAGUAGAAGAGUGUAUCAAAAAAGGGAAAGAGCGUUACGAAGAGAGUCGUCAGAGAGCUGUGGCUGCAGAGGUAUCUGUGCUUGAAAACUGGAAGGAACGAGAAGUAUGUAAAUUACAGGGUAUGGCAUCACAAGCAGAAGCCUAUCUCAAAAACCUCAAGCUGAUGAGCAGUGAUUCUGCAGCAUCUCCUGAGAUGGAGUGUGAUACACAUUCAUGGGAAUCAUUUCUUUCUAAUGUAAGAGAAGAAAUGGAGAACACAAAGUCUCAGUUUGAAGACCAAAUUAAGGCCAUUAAAAAUGGUUCUCGACUCAGUGAACUUUCCAAAGUGCAGAUUUCUGAGCUUUCAUUUCCUGCUUGUAUGAUGAUCCGCCCUCAGUUCUCCUCUGAGUCCUCGUGCCAUGAGGACCUCGGGCUGCUGGCCUCUGGAGACAGCGUGCCUGGAGCAGCCCACAAGGACUCUGACGUGGAGCCUGCUGGUGGCCACACAGAGGAGCUUCCUGAACUAUCAUCAGGCUCGCCUACCUGUUGGCCUGAAUGUGCGCAACAGUUAGAGCGCAAGAGGGCUAGUCAGGUGUCUCCAUCAGAACCAGGCCCUGAGGCUGAUGAGAAACCAUCUGGGCAGGCUGCGUGGUCAAACCAGUCUCCAAACAAGCCGUUGCACAGCAUUAUUGAACACCUGUCAGUGAUAUUCCCCAGUUAUGCCAGCACUGAGCUUGCUGGUUUUAUUAAAAAAGUUCGAAACAGAAACAAGAACUCCCUCUCGGGAUUAAGUACUGAGGAGAUUGUUGAGAGAGUGACAGAACACAUUCUAGAUGAACAGAAAAAGAAAAAGCCAAAUCCAGGGAAAGACAAGAAGCCAUCCGAGGCUCACUCUGCUGCUGCUGUGGCCAGGUCCUCCCAGAGCCCACCCUUGGCAGCUGCUGGACUAUCGUCCAAAACCAAAGGCCAGAAGAAAGACGACAGCCCUGCGCCAGAGGCAAAUUCUUGUGAGAUCUGCCAUGAGAUGUUCAGGUCAAAAAACAUGCGUGUGCUCAAGUGCGGGCACAAGUUUCACAAAGGGUGCUUUAAGCAGUGGCUUAAGGGGCAGAGCACAUGCCCAACCUGUGGCAGUGGGGACCUGCUAUCAGAAGAGUAAGCCGCUGAAGAGCCGGUGCCUCGCACAUGGGAGCCGCCUUCCUGUUGCUGCAGGUCGUCUCUGCGCUAACGCACACACAACACACACUUGCUUGAGUGUCCUGUUGUCCAUGUCAAAGCAGCACUCGCAAGAGCUCUUACUUCGUGCAUCACAAGGCCAACAGAGUCAGUCUCUGCAGCUGUGUGCUGAGCGUCUCAGAGCCGUGCUCAAGUUGUGAAGAUGCUUACCCCUCCAGUUCUCUCCUGGAACUGUAGAAUCCUCUUCAUGUGAUCCAGUUGUUCCACCUUUUGGAAAUCAUUUGUAACACUUUGUUUGAAGACAAGGCUUCUCUGUGUAGCCUUGGCUGUUCUGGACUUUGUAGACCAGCCUGGCCUUGAACUCCAGAGGUCUGCCUGCCUCUGCCUCCCAAGUGCUGGUGUUAAAGGUGUGCGCUGCCACCAGCUUUAUGAAAUAUUUUUUAAUUCCUAUCAGCUAAGAAUUUUUCUUACCUUGGAAAGAGGCUGACUGUUCACAACAGGCCCGCUUGACACACUUAAGAUUCCUGUGCUGGUCUCUUGAGUCAGUCAGCCAGUGCUUGCAGAUGUCCAGCCAGCUAGUGCUGAGCACAGGAGCACUGUGUAGAACCUGUCAGCAUCAUUCUCCUUCCUGUAUACUACCACCAAAAGAGAAGUAUGCCAGACAGUCCUGAAGUGUUGCUGUUAAAAUUGUUCUGUGUUUGACUUUUGUGUAAAGUGAUGCAUGCGAUCCUGUAUUCUGGCUGAAAACAAACUAGCUGCAUUAGAAACUGUUCAGAAGCCGUGUUUCUUAGUGACAUGUAGGCAGUGGCAGCUGCAGAAACAUCAGCCCUGGAUACAUUCUCUCAAACAGGAAGAACAAAAAAGGUUUCCAGCGGCAUGUUCUCUGUCGCCUGUACCUGUGUACCUGUGUCCGUGUGAGUUGUAGUGUCUUAGUGACUUUGUGUAUAGCUCGCUCCUUACUCUAAGACAUUCUCCACGGUGAUCCCUGAAUCCUGGUCGACAUGUCCCCACAGUUGAAAGCAGGGCAUCCUAGUGUGCACAGGGCCAGUUUGUGGUAUCGGCUACAGAGAAGAGUAGCUGUGGAGAGAAUGAACGUCUGUGUCUGUGCUUCACUUCAGAGCCUGUGAACAUGCCUUAUACUUGUCCGGUUCCUGUCAAUAAAGAACAUUCUGGAAGUUUAGCAGUU